UUUUUUCUUUGUCCGCUUUCUUUGCCUCUGAAAGGAGGAAGACGUGGAGCAGCUGGUGAAGAAGACAAUGGCCCUGCAGACAGACAUUGUGGAACUACAGAGAAUCCCACAGGGCGGAAAACAAGGGAGCUCCUUGGAUGAUCUGGAGAACCAGGCAAGAGAGUUGUACCGGAAAUUGAGAGAAAAACCAAGAGAUCAAAGGACUAGCGGGGACAGCCAAGAAGUAGUACGAUUGCUCCUACAGGCAAUCCAGACCUUUGAAAAGAAGAUCCGCCUCCUUUAUGUUCAACUCAGUAAUACCGUGGUUUGCAAGCAGAAGGCCCUGGAACUAUUUCCUAAGGUGGAUGAGGUGAUGACUCUUAUGCACGAAGAUGAGAAAACAGUUGUCCGGCUUCAGGAGAAACGACAGAAGGAGCUCUGGAAUCUCCUGAAAAUUGCAUGUAGCAAAGUCCGUGGGCCGGUCAGCGGAAGUCCAGAUAGUAUCAACAUAUCGCGUCCUAAUAACCCUGGUCAGCUGUCACUCCAGGUUAUAACUCCACAAAAUCAUUUGGUGGACUCUGGGGUUAAAAGUGAGGAUCUUCUGGUGGAAACUCACAGCCUCUGUAGUCAGCUGGAGAAUGUCAUGGUGGAUACAAUGAAGGAUCAAGAGCACAGCUUUAUGACUUUGGACUGGAGUUGGCUGGAACUUCCAGCGGAAGAAAGAAAAAGACUAGAACAAACUCAGAUGUGAAUAUAAUCUUAAUUUAAUCACAUAAUAAUUAACUUUCCAUCAUGUUGAUGACCUCACGUUAGUGUAAAGUGCUGUUCUUGUGAAGAAAUCUAUACUUGAAGCCUA
Molecule: messenger RNA, 835 nt
Organism: Thamnophis sirtalis
Lineage: Eukaryota; Metazoa; Chordata; Lepidosauria; Squamata; Natricidae
Source: RefSeq, a predicted model, not a curated record